UUGCAGCCUUGCACGCAGUCCUAAUAGUUAGACGGAUUACGGAUAUACACAUUGGUUAUUGGUUUAAUAUAAAUAUUUUUCUUGAAAUGGGAUCGCGUGCCGUUUUCAAUGAAUUUUUUUUUAAUGAUACAGACCAAGAUGCUAAUUCUGUUCUAAUCGAACUUGAUAAAGGUUUACGAUCUAUGAAGAUGGGAGAACAGUGCGAAGCGGUUAUUAGAUUUCCAAAAUUGUUCGAAAAAUACCCUUUUCCAGUUUUAAUUAACUCGUCGUUUUUAAAGUUAGCCGAGUUUUUUCGGAUUGGUUCCAAUUUGUCCAGACUAUGGAUUCUACGCGUUUGUCAACAAAGUGAGAAGCAUUUAGAAAAAAUUUUAAAUGUUGAGGAGUUUGUGAAACGAAUUUUCAUGGUGAUUCAUUCAAAUGAUCCUGUAGCGCGGGCUAUUACUUUGAGAACAUUAGGCUCUGUGGCUUGCGUGAUUCCUGAAAAGCAACAAGUUCAUCACGCAAUUCGGAAUGCUCUAGACAGCCAUGAUACUGUUGAAGUAGAAGCUGCGAUCUAUGCUAGCGUGCAGUUUGCAGCACAAUCAAAAUCUUUUGCUGUUGGGAUGUGUUCGAAAGUCGCGUCAAUGAUCGAAUCUUUACAAACACCAGUUAGCAUGAAGAUAUUACUGAUUCCGGUACUUCGUCACAUGUAUCAUGAUGCCAAUACAGCUGCGCUUGUUAGAACAUUAUGUAGAAAUUUAUUGCCAAAAUAUCCUUCAGAACAGUUUGUAAUUGCUAUUCUUCAAUCAUUGUCACAUUUGUCAUAUGUUACAUCUGUGGAUAUACCAGAUCAGGUAGAUUUAUUACUGGUGUACCUGAACGAUCCGAGAAGAAGAGUACAAUUUGCAGUUUUAAAUGCUUUAAACAAACUUGCCGAAAAAGGGGCAUAUCUUUGGUCGAACGAAUCCAUUAAUAAGUUACUAAAACUAGCUCUAAAAUGUAGUUUUCCUAAUAUGACAUUAGACGUGAUAAUUACACUUACUGGUUGUCCCACAACCUGUUCAACUAUGUUGAAUGACGAGCAAGAUCAAAUAAUUCAGAUGUGUAAACGCUGUUUGACAUUGGAUCACAAUAUCAUGGGAAAGGCGUUAACUAUUUUGACGAGUUUGAUUACGUAUUGUGACUCUGAAAACAUUUCUUCGCCGAAUUGCUUUCAAGAAUACCUCACAUUAAAUCUGGAAUACUUAAUUAAUUCGGCAUUACACAAAGAAGCCUGCCUGAAAGACUUUCGAGUAUAUCUAAAAUGCGGUAUACAUUUAGCUAAAUUGGAUGAUGAGUUUUGUUUAAUUUUUGCUGAAACGAUUUCUGAAUUAUUGUUAGAGGAUUGCGGUCUUUCUUUCCCACAUCUUAAGUUAUUGUGCGAGACGCUUGGUGCAAUCUGUUCUAAUUUCUUGACAAUCUGUGAAGAUCGUGAUCAGCAGUCUCAUCGCAAACUAUCUCGACCAUUUAAAACUAUAUUAUACCCGAUUUUGAAAAAAAUGGAGAUAUAUGCAACAUUAUCUUAUCUUGAUUCUAAUAAUACUGUAAUAGUUGAGCUGCUUGCAUCGAUUUGUUUACAAGCGGUUUUAGGAUCAAUAAUGCCAAAAAGAAUGAAGCUCAUGUUUAGUAAUCUCUUGAGGAUUUCAAACUGUUGGACGCAAUACAGAAUUGCCAGAUCGGCAUCUAGAUAUGGUCACCACUUUUUGGCAGCAACGAUAUAUCAGGCGCUAUCGAAGCAUGUUUCCCUUGAAAAACUGCAAUUCUAUUUAACUGCUAUGUGUCAAAUCUCCAAAGCCGAGUGUGUAUUAAACUAUGGUUUUGAUGUAGAAUAUAUAGAAUCAUAUUGUUUAGGUUCCCUGCCAAAUAACAUUCCAGAACUUUCGCUAUUAGAUCGAAUUGGUAAAGCAAUUAAUUUAUAUUCAAUGGCCUUAUCGACUCUUGACGCAACAUCUUCUCCACAACAUGCAAUGAAUUUCCAAUCAGAAAUAAUUAACUUGCGGUGUCACUUUUUGCAAGUACUGCAUUGCAUUGUUGUAUCCAGAAAUGUACUUUGCAUUACUCCCCCAUCAGCGAUUUCAAGCACUUUAGCACAAAACCUGCGAGAUCCAUUACAAAAAUAUGGGCACGUAACUAACCAACUGAGGAAAGAUAUAAAGAUUGUGAAAUCGUGUGAAGAGGCAUAUAACAAGCUAUAUAAAAGUUCAUUCGAUGCCGAUCCGUGUUCGUUGGAAUAUUUAGAGACGAUGCAAUAUAUGUGCUCCUCUCUGCAAACUUCUAUUGAGGCUAUUUCAUUUUUAACACCAUCAGAUCAUAAUAAACAUCCACCAACCUGCACUUACCCCGAGACAAAAUAUUUAUUGUCAAUAUGCAAUAGAGUAACAAAUGAGUUAAAAAUUUUACCGAAUGAACCAAGCUCUACAAAAUCUAUAUCAAAUAAACAUAUGGAUAUAUUACUCAAACAGAUUGAAAUAAUAGUUAAAGCCGUUGUCUGUAUUCCACGAUUUUUCUUCCAGAUUUUGCAAAAUACUUCCGUUAAAUUAGCUUUAACACCACAGCCGCGUACAGCUGGUGAACCUAUUUUCGUUCAGCCUAACAGUAGCUUCGUGAUCAAAGUCGAAGGCGUUAUUCAACAUUAUGGCAAAAUACCCUCGCUCUUCAGAGCAAUCGACCGUGUUCAGUUAACAUUAUCGACACAUUUAAUGGCGUCCAGAUUAAACGAAGCAAAGGCAAUUCUCGACAACGUUGUGUUAACUCAGACGCUGAAACCACACCGUGAGUUUCUUAGUGGAAACUUCCUCUUGUCUCUGCAAAACUCAAUGAUCGCACCCUCAGGCACUACUUUAAAUGUAGGAGGACAAUGGCAAGUUACAUUAGAGACAUGUAUAAUUGACCAACAUGGCGUUUUUUGGAUAACUGGGCCAAAAAGUACGCUGCAGGUUCGAGUUCCAGAAGACACUAAACAGGGAAUUGCAAUGCAGUCAUCCGCACGCCGCUAUUAAUCAUAAAUAUGUUUUCGGAAUGAGAAUGCCAUCUUGCUAAAUUGGCUAUAAAGCUAACUAUGUAAUCGCGGCAGUAGCUUCAAACAUGCGUCAAAAUAAAAAUUUGCUCCUUUGUUAACCAAACUGCGCUUAUUACAGUUGAAAUUAUUAUGUAACAUGAAAACUAUGACAUCUACGUUUAAAACAACGUUUUGACAUAGUACGAUGUCUUACGGCCAGGCCUGGUAUAGGGUGUCAUUCCAAAAAAUCAAAAGUGGUUAGGUUUUGAACGCUACUGUUUUACUUGACUCAUAGCGAAUAUACGUUAUGUUCGCGAGAGCUCAAAAUCAGAAAUAAGUUUAAAUGAGCAACGUUCCCUCGCUUAAUUCAUACCCCUGAAAAUAACUUACAAAAACGUUAUUUUUCAAGUGACAGUAGUAUGCAAUGCUUUCCUUGUUAACUAGAGUGUUAUUCGUGCAACAUU
Molecule: messenger RNA, 3480 nt
Organism: Sabethes cyaneus
Lineage: Eukaryota; Metazoa; Arthropoda; Insecta; Diptera; Culicidae
Gene: INTS7
Product: integrator complex subunit 7
Exons: 13
Coding region: 87-3017 (976 amino acids)
Biological process (GO): snRNA 3'-end processing
Cellular component (GO): integrator complex
Source: RefSeq, a predicted model, not a curated record